Messenger RNA from Triticum turgidum subsp. durum (durum wheat), 1077 nucleotides. Lineage: Eukaryota; Viridiplantae; Streptophyta; Magnoliopsida; Poales; Poaceae. The record is from the annotation of a GenBank genome assembly.
AUGGCUGGAGGGCUAGUUGGCUUGCUAUGGGAAGAAUGGGGGAUCCAAGUCCCGGUCCUGCUGAGCUUUAUGUUGCAAGUUUUCCUCCUCACCUUCGCUGGGAUACGUCGGCGCAAAGCUUCCGCGGUGUUGAGGCUCGUUCUUUGGCUAGCGUAUCUGCUGGCUGAUUCCACCGCGAUAUACGCCCUUGGCUGCAUAUCUGUCACCAGCAGAUCCCUUGAGCACAGGUUGGUUGUGUUCUGGGCGCCGUUCCUGGUGUUGCACCUGGGCGGUCAGGACACAAUCACCGCCUACGCCCUUGAGGACAACCGACUAUGGCUGCGCCACUUGCUUACUCUGGUAGUGCAGGUCCUGUGGACUGCUUAUAUUGUAUACAAGGCCAUGGCUGGUGCAGAUACUUUUCUCCUUCUGGCCACCAUGUUCAUGUUCAUCAUUGGUGUUGUCAAGUAUGGCGAAAGAACAUGGGCACUCAGGUGUUCUAAUAUGGCCAACAUACGAAGCUCUCUCAAGAAGGUCGGUGUCAAAAACCAUUGGUGUGGUCAACUUCAAGGUAUCAAAGGGGAUCUGGAUCAGGAAAACCUUCUGCUGCUUGCUCACUCUGUCUUCGACAUUUCCAAGGCAUAUAUGGUUGAUUCUUCAGUUGAGGUGGCUCCAAGUCCAAGCGAUGAUGAUUCGACAGGACUUGUAUCCUUUGGAUGGAAGGAGAUCUGCACAUUGGUCGAGCUGGAGCUCUCCCUCCUGUAUGACAUCCUAUAUACUAAGGCGGCAGUGAUCCACACAUGGUACGGACUAUUCAUCCGUGUGACUGCACUAUCUACAACCCUGGCAGCAUUUUUGUUGUUUCAGUUGAGUAUAAAAGAUGGCUUCAGUGAAGUGGAUAUCACUGUCAGUUACAUCUUGGUGGUCGGCGCCUUGCUACUAGAGAUCGCAUCAGUGCUCAGGUCAAUUGGAUCGACAUGGACAUGUGACUUGAUACAUUCCAGAAAGUGGCAUCGCCUUCUUCAUAUGGCUGUUUCUCUUCGCCGGUGUGUCGGGGCGCAAAGCUACAGAAGUUGGUCUGGCACUAUUUCACAAUAG